AUGUCCUCCGACAAUUGGUGGAUAUAUGUCAUCACGCCGUGUACGAUAAUAGUUGCGAUUGUCUAUUAUUUCUGCGUGUCGACCUUUAAGAAAUGGGAAAGUCUCAACGUGCCGUACAUCCAACCGAUCCCGUUGUUUGGAAACUUUUUGAAUGUAGCUUUGGGAAAGGAACAUCAUAUUGAUUUUUACAACAAAUUCUAUCACAAGUUCGCCGGUCACAAAUAUGUGGGAGUGUUCCAGAUGAGGUUACCUAUGUUAAUGAUACUCGAACCAGAAAUAAUCAACGACGUGCUGAUAAAAGACUUCUCGUCUUUCCCGAACCGUGGUUUUCACUCAGAUUUUAAGGCCAAUCCGCUGUCGAACAACCUGUUCUUCAUGGAAAAUCCCCAAUGGAAAACGAUAAGAAACAAAUUGACGCCCGCUUUCACGUCGGGAAAGCUCAAGGUAAUGUACGAUCAGAUCAAAGAGUGCGGCGAAGAAUUGAUGAAAAACAUCGAUAUCGAUUUAAAGAGAAACGGCGACGAAAUAGAAGUAAGGGACAUCAUGGGAAAGUAUUCGACCGACGUCAUCGGCACUUGCGCUUUUGGGCUCAAGUUGGAUGCCAUAAACGACGAUGAAUCCCCAUUUCGUAAACACGGCAAAUCCAUAUUCGCACCAUCGCUAAGGCAGCUUUUCAGAGAGUUGUGCGUGUUGAUUAGUCCUGCACUCGUUAAAGUCGUAAGAGUGAAAGAUUUUCCGAAGGACGCGACUGACUUUUUCCACGCGGCGUUUAAAGAAACGAUGACGUAUAGACGUGAAAAUAAAAUAGUCAGAAAUGACUUAGUUCAUUGUUUAAUGCAAGCCAGAAAUGAUUUAGUUUUGAAUGCAGAUUUACCUAAAGAUGAAAAAUUUACUGAAUCACAAAUCGUAGCAAAUGCUUUUAUAAUGUUUGCUGCCGGUUUUGAAACUGUUUCCUCGGCUAUAAGUUAUUGUUUGUACGAAUUGGCAUUAAAUAAAUCUAUUCAAGACAAAGUACGCGAAGAGAUUCAACUAAAACUGUCAAAAAAUGACGGACAAAUUAAUCAUGAAUUUUUGAUGGAACUUCAUUACUUGGAUAUGGUUUUUGCAGAAACGCUCCGCAAGUACCCUCCGCUGGUUUUUUUGUUGAGAAAAGCAACACAAACAUAUAGAUUACCCAACGAUUCAUUAACAAUUGAAAAGGACCAAAAAAUAAUAAUUCCAGUUUAUGCGAUUCAUCACGAUAGUAAAUAUUACCCGGAGCCUGAAAAGUUUAUUCCUGAAAGAUUUUCCACUGAAGAAAAAGCUAAACGGCCAAAUGGUACUUAUCUACCAUUUGGUGAUGGACCUCGAAUUUGUAUAGGAAAACGUUUUGCAGAGGUAGAAAUGAAAUUGGCUUUGGUUGAAAUUCUAACCAAAUUUGAAGUAUUUCCAUGCAAAAAAACAGAAGUUCCUCUAGAAUAUUCUCAAAAAACCAUCACAUUGAUGCCAAAGCACGGGAUUUUUCUAACAUUUAAAAGAAUUAGUUAA
Macrosiphum euphorbiae (potato aphid) is the source of this 1527-nucleotide messenger RNA. The record is from the annotation of a GenBank genome assembly. Lineage: Eukaryota; Metazoa; Arthropoda; Insecta; Hemiptera; Aphididae.